CCGCUUUACUAAAUUAGAAAGGUGGGAGUAAUAGGUGCUUUCUAGAGACCGCGUUUUAUCAGCUCCCGCUCGUACCUCAGCAGUGCUCUUCAUACAACUUUGGAUCAUCACUCAUCCCGCAGUUCGGUGGCGCCAGAUAUUUUCAUCCACAUUAACAAUCGGUGGGCCAGGGCCCCGGCCCAGGGGAAUUCAUAAUGUGAUAUGUAAGCCAAGCGGCGAAGUUCCUCAGUCCUUGAAGACAUAUAUAAGUAGGAUAUAACUUGCUCAUGAUACCAAGGACACUUCCAUUCUGCUUUACAUCCAGCACCAAUUGCAACGAACUACCAUGGCCUCUGGCACCAUCGGCACCCUCAACUACCUCAUCGCUCCACUUGACGGCUCUCGGCCCUACAAUAGAAUGUAUGCAGAUACUAGCGCCACGGCGAAGCCGGCCCACAACUGGACCCAGGAGCCGCAUGAUAUGCAAGUUGAGGACGUGCGCGGGAAGGAGGAACUUUACAAGCUUGACAAUGCUGGAUUUCAGUUUGGGCGAGAAGCGGCGAAGCAUGCCAGCUUCUUGAAUGAUGAUGAGAUUCAGCGCGAAUACUACCCUGAGAGCAUCGACCUCAUCAAGAGGGUUACGGGAGCAACCAACGUUGUCAUCUUCGAUCACACUAUUCGUCGCCGUCGCCCAGGCGAGCCAGGCGAUAACCCACAGAAACGUCAACCAGUCUCCUCAGUUCAUGUGGACCAAACGACUGCGUCGUCCAUUUCUCGUGUUCAUAGGCAUCUCCCGCCAACGGAAGCUCCUUCCCUUCUUCGCAGACGCUUUCAAAUCAUAAACAUCUGGCGUCCAAUAUCGCAUGCAGCUGUAGAUUGGCCGCUUGCACUAUGCGACCUUCCGCAGUGUCGAUGUCGAGAAAGACUUGGCUUUGACUCAAUACAAGAUGGCAGUGUUGCGAGGUUGACCCCUCAUACUGGGUUCCAAGACCCGAACACUCCAGAGGGAACGCCGCCUCGGGAAUCCAUCGAGCUGAGAGCUCUGGUAUUCUAUGAUUAGAACAAGUGGCGUUAAGAAUUGACAAAGAACUCUUACCGCAUUUCGUUGCUGUAUCUGUAUGCGUAGUUGUACUUUGCCGAUUU
Suillus subalutaceus is the source of this 1122-nucleotide messenger RNA. RefSeq lists its product as uncharacterized. Gene Ontology annotation, molecular function: oxidoreductase activity. The record is from RefSeq and is a predicted model, not a curated record. Lineage: Eukaryota; Fungi; Basidiomycota; Agaricomycetes; Boletales; Suillaceae. The transcript is spliced from 4 exons. The annotation marks the transcript as partial.